AUGCAGCUGUGUCUCCUCCUCUGCCUGGUGCUGCUCAGCCCGCAGGCGGCUGCCCUGCGCCGCCACCACUCUGGGGUGAUGAAGAAGAGGUCGAAGGAGCCGCUGCCAGCCACCACCUCGGCGCCCGCGGAGAACGACUUUGUCUUCGACCUCUACAGGGCCAUUGCUGCCGCUAAUCCCAGCCAGAACAUCUUCUUCUCCCCUCUGAGCAUCUCCACGACGCUGGCCAUGGUCUCCUUGGGCACCGGCUCCAGCAGCAGGCAGCAGAUUCUGGAGGCCCUGGGCAUCUCCUCUCAGGAGGACUGGGAAGAGGCCCAGCUCCACACCACCUACCAGACGUUGCUGCAGGAGCUCAGCCAGCCCAGAGACAGCCUGCAGCUGAAACUGGGCAACGUCCUGUUCAUCAGCCCCCAGGUGAACAUCUACGAGACCUUCCUGAAUGCCGUGAAAACCCUAUACCUCGCAGACACUUUCCCCACAAACUUUAGGGAUCCCGUGAAGGCACAGAAGAUGAUCAAUGAUUACGUGGCAAAGGAAACGAAAGACAAUGUUGUGGACUUGAUUUCAAGCCUGGACAGCACAGAGGUCAUGGUGAUGGUGAAUUACAUUUUCUUCAAAGCGAAGUGGGAGUCAGCCUUCAGCCGCAAAAACAGCAGAAAGCAGGAUUUCUACGUGACGCCGGACAAGUCGGUGCGGGUGGUGAUGAUGAGGAACGAGGACUACUACCGCUACCUCAUGGACCGCAGCCUCUCCUGCCAGGUGGUGGCCGUGCCCUACCAGGGGAACACCACCGCCCUCUUCAUCCUCCCCAUCGAGGGCAGGAUGGAGCAGGUGGAGAACGGGCUGACGGAGAAAACCGUCAAGAAGUGGCUCAAGUCGUUUACAAAGAGGCAGCUCAGUCUUUACCUUCCCAGGCUUUCCCUCGAGUGUUCCUAUGAGCUGCAGAAUAUCCUCCCGGUCAUGGGCAUCAGAGACAUCUUCAGCUCCCACGCUGACCUGUCCCGCAUGACUGACCACAGCAACAUCGAGGUGUCUGAGAUGGUGCACAAAGCCGUGUUGAAGGUAGACGAGUCAGGAACUGAGGCGGCUGCAGCCACGGCGGCCAUCUUCACGUUCCGCUCAGCCCAGAUGAUCACCCAGAGAAUAAUGUUCAACAGGCCCUUCUUGAUGCUCAUCGUGGAUAACUCCACCAAUAUCCUCUUUGUUGCCAAAGUGAACCACCCUUGA
Condylura cristata (star-nosed mole) is the source of this 1227-nucleotide messenger RNA. It is a transcript of the gene SERPINA5, whose product is annotated as serpin peptidase inhibitor, clade A (alpha-1 antiproteinase, antitrypsin), member 5. The coding region runs from base 1 to 1227 and encodes 408 amino acids. The record is from RefSeq and is a predicted model, not a curated record. The transcript is spliced from 4 exons. Gene Ontology annotation, biological process: negative regulation of endopeptidase activity. Gene Ontology annotation, molecular function: serine-type endopeptidase inhibitor activity. NCBI's taxonomy places the organism in Eukaryota, Metazoa, Chordata, Mammalia, Eulipotyphla, Talpidae.